AAUCGAAUUGUUGUAAUGUUUUGAAGUUCAACUUGUGGGUGACGUACGGACAACACAUCUAUUAACGAAAAACAAAUUCAUUUUAUUAUGGAGAAACAACGAGUUAAUAAACGUAGAGAGAGGAGGGAGAAGUCUAGUCAGGCCAUCAAAAUUGUGAUUCGGCAUUUGCCGCCGACAAUGACUGAAGAGGAAUUCUUGCAACAAGUGGAGCCAUUGCCAGAAAACGAUGCCUACUAUUAUUGCCAGGCAGACUGGUCGCUCGGACAGGAGGCAACAUGCCGGGCUUACAUUGACAUGUCCAUGAAAGAUAUGUCGGAAGUUCUACAGUUUCGCGAUCGAUUCGAUGGCUACGUGUUUGUCGAUGCGAGGGGCGUGGAAUACAUCGCCAUUGUGGAAUAUGCACCGUUUCAGUGCUUUCUGAAGAACAAAGGACGCAGUCAGGACUACAAAAUGAAUACCAUCGAAAAAGAACCGCAUUAUCAAGAGUAUCUCCAGAGAAUGGCCGACGAGCGCGAGGAGGCGAGUCGAUUAUGUGAUACGAAGAUCGAUUUCACAUUCGACCAGAAGUCUGAUGAGAAGGUUAAAUCGACACCGCUGCUUCAGUAUUUGGCUAACAAGAAGGAAAAACGGCGCGAAGAAGCGCGCAAGCGAAACGAAGAGAAGAAAAAGAGCCGGGAAGAGCAAAAGCAGCAAAGAGCAUUCGAAUUACCAGAAGCUGGCAAACAGAAAGACGCUCUUGGUGAUAACAAUAAGAAAUCUGUAAAUUCCAAUAAUCCAAAAAAGGGAUUUGGACAUGGAGGAGGUCAGGGUCAAGGACAAGGCCAAGCUCAAGAAGAGGCAACGGAAAAUUCACGCUCGAAGCGACGCACGGAACGCAAUCAGCGUCGUCGCGAAGAACACGAGCAACGAAAAUUGGGCAGAGAACGUGAUAAUCGGGACAAGAAUACAAAUGAUCGCCAGGAAAAAGUGACGGUUCAAAAGCGACCCUCAAAUCAGCCAGCUAAAAGAGAUCAACAGAAAAAAAACGAAGAAUUUGUCAUUUUAAAGAAAGAAGCCAAGCCAGUGGAAAAUGCCGUUGCAUCCAAAACAGAAACAGUUAAAUCAUUAGAGGCGGGCAGUAAACGAGAAACUGCAGAGACCUCUAAAAGACCAAAAGAAAUCGUUAAAUCGGAAUCAAUAGACGAAGAUCCUUGUGUGCUGCCUAGUACAAAUAAAGCGAUUUCCUCAGUUAUCUCAAACGAACAAGGUGCUAGUAAAGAACCAGCUGAGAAUUAUAAGAGAUCGAAAGAAAUCCCUAAGUCAGGAUCAGGACAAGAACAUUCUAUACAGCCAAAUACGAGUAGCAGUAAAGCAAACAACUCACGUUUAGCUGAAGAGCGUCGUAUAAGAAAUAAGGAUCGUCCAUCAAUUGCCAUAUAUCAGCCCAAGGUUCGAAUGCGAAUGGACUCCGAUGAUACUUCACCAACAGACUGUAAAGAUUCUGCGCCAACUUUCGAAAGAGAUACGUUCUUCCAGGACAAUAAGCCCACCAACAAGCGGUACAAUAGACGCAACAGACAAAAGCCGCAGGACAAUGCGGAGCAGGCGCGCGGCGUUGUAUCAAAGCCAUCGGAAAGCAGCACAAGUUCGGCGCAGUAAAUAAUCGAGUUAACUUGUAAUUUUAGUUUCUGGCAAGCAAUUGCUCUUUAUUAAUAAAAAUCGCUCUCAAGAUCCAUUGAGUUGCUAGA
Molecule: messenger RNA, 1727 nt
Organism: Drosophila grimshawi
Lineage: Eukaryota; Metazoa; Arthropoda; Insecta; Diptera; Drosophilidae
Gene: Upf3
Product: regulator of nonsense transcripts 3B
Exons: 3
Coding region: 88-1638 (516 amino acids)
Biological process (GO): nuclear-transcribed mRNA catabolic process, nonsense-mediated decay; positive regulation of translation
Cellular component (GO): cytoplasm; nucleolus
Molecular function (GO): mRNA binding
Source: RefSeq, a predicted model, not a curated record